Messenger RNA from Colletotrichum orchidophilum, 1527 nucleotides. Its product is annotated as F-box domain-containing protein. The coding region runs from base 1 to 1527 and encodes 508 amino acids. Gene Ontology annotation, molecular function: protein binding; cis-regulatory region sequence-specific DNA binding. Gene Ontology annotation, cellular component: nucleus. The transcript is spliced from 2 exons. NCBI's taxonomy places the organism in Eukaryota, Fungi, Ascomycota, Sordariomycetes, Glomerellales, Glomerellaceae. The record is from RefSeq and is a predicted model, not a curated record.
AUGGCGAACGAUGCCUCGUCUGUGUCACACCAUGGCAUUGUGUCUAAUGGCCGGAGCAAUAGUCAAGCUGACAACACCAACAUCGACGGCUAUGACUCAAAGGCCAUGGAAAUUGCAGUCACCUCGAAUGAGUCAAUUCCAACUCAUCCUUUGGGAGUGAAACCCCUGGGCAACCAGUAUCUUUCGGACCGCCCGAACGCUAGGAAACACAUCGGAUACCUGAAAAUUUUGCCCGAUGAGGCUUUGAUGCUUCUUCUGGAGUAUCUCGACGAAGAUCGUCUUCGAAAAUUGGGCUACACUGCUAGGUUCCUCUACUCAUUCUGCCGGUCGGAUGACUUGUGGAAGACGCUAUUCCUUGAAUCUCACAACUCGGGCAGGUUCGACGGCGAAUGGCAAGGGUCGUGGAGGGCCACCCAGCUGAAGCUCUCUGCUGAGCAACAGGCCAUCAUUGAUUGCAGCAAUGUCUUCUCUGACGUUCUACACAGGCCGUUCGUCUGCAGUCACGUAGACUUGAAGCAGUUCACUUCAAAAAUACCGAAUCACAACAUGAUUCGACGCAUGGAAACACUAACUUACGAGGACUUCUCUGAAAACUGGACCGACACCCCCUUCGUUCUCACGAACUACAUCCAGAAGUGGCCUGUUUGCCACGAAUGGACUAUCAAUGCCAUAUGGAAACGCUACCAUGAUGUAGAGUUUCGUGCAGAGGCUGUUGACUGGCCCUUUUCGACCUACAACAAGUACAUGAAUAACAACAGCGAUGAGAGCCCUCUCUAUUUAUUUGACAAAAAGUUCGCCGAGAAGAUGGAAAUCACCGUUGGGAAAGAGGAGGGGGCAGCAUAUUGGAAGCCGGAGUGUUUUGGUCCGGAUUUGUUCGAGCUCCUGGGAAGGGAACGGCCCGCCCAUCGUUGGCUGAUUAUCGGACCCGAACGGAGCGGAUCGACCUUCCAUAAAGACCCUAAUGGUACGAGUGCAUGGAACGCCGUGAUUGAGGGUGCGAAAUACUGGAUCAUGUUUCCACCCACCGCUACGGUCCCCGGAGUGAUUGUUUCGCAGGACAGCAGCGAGGUCACCAGCCCCUUGAGCAUCGCAGAAUGGCUUCUCGAGUUCCAUGCAGAAGCACGUCGGGUACCCGAGUGCGUCGAGGGUAUCUGUCAAGAGGGGGAGAUCCUGCAUGUGCCUAGUGGAUGGUGGCAUCUAGUGGUCAAUUUGGAGAGCGGCAUUGCACUGACGCAGAACUUUGUGCCGAAGAACCAGCUCUCCGAGGUCGUAGGUUUCCUGAGGGACAAGCCAGACCAGGUUUCAGGAUUCAAGCAGGAUGUCGCUGAUCCGUACGCAUUAUUCAUUGAGAGAUUACGCCAGGACCAGCCACAUUUGUUGGAAGAAGCGCUUCUGAUUUUGGAGAAGAAGAACAUCCAGAAGAAGAGGAAGUGGGAGGAGGCAGUUGGCGGGAUCCAUGCAGAGACCAACGGAGGGGGCUUCAGCUUCGGAUUCGGGGAUGACCUGGAUGAUGAAGAAAUCCCUUGA